This is a messenger RNA of Episyrphus balteatus (marmalade hoverfly), 961 nucleotides long. RefSeq names its product mitochondrial inner membrane protease ATP23 homolog. Gene Ontology annotation, biological process: mitochondrial proton-transporting ATP synthase complex assembly; mitochondrial protein processing. The transcript is spliced from 2 exons. Gene Ontology annotation, molecular function: metalloendopeptidase activity. Gene Ontology annotation, cellular component: extrinsic component of mitochondrial inner membrane. The record is from RefSeq and is a predicted model, not a curated record. Bases 110 to 889 code for a protein of 259 amino acids. Lineage: Eukaryota; Metazoa; Arthropoda; Insecta; Diptera; Syrphidae.
GAUUUUUUUUAUUACAAAAUCCGCUUCUAAAGUAUUUCUUUUGGUUAGCUAAUCGAAAGGAAUUUAAUUUUUCCUAAAAUUCAAUGAAAAAUAUAUAAAAUAACUCACAAUGGUUGUUCACGCUGAAGCAAAACCAAUUGAAACUAAUGAUCAAGAGGCUGUCAGUCCCGAAUCAACACCGGGGAAAGGUGCAAAAGAAUGGGGUUACGACUUGUACCCGGAACGAAGAGGUGAAUCGUACAAACCAAAAUGGUCCAAAAUUUUGAUGGGCAUGGAAGGAACUGAGAAUAUGGACAAAAUUAAAUGCGAACGUAAUGUUUAUUGGUGUAUUAAGAAUAGUCCUCUAGUCAAAUUGAUGAUGGGUGCGUUAAAGUCGUCAGGGUGUCCAAUUGACAUUCGCCGGCAUAUUUCAUGCGAAGUGUGUGAUCCUUCGGUAACUGGUGGUUACGAUCCGGUCAUGAAUCAAAUUGUUGUUUGUCAGAAUAUGGCAAAGAAGGAAGGCAUGGUUCAAGGAGUACUUACACACGAAAUGAUUCACAUGUUUGAUUAUUGUAACAAUGAUUUGGAUUUCAAGAAUAUUGACCAUUUAGCCUGCACCGAAGUUCGGGCAGCUAAUUUGGCACAUUGUUCGUUUUUGAGUGCAAUGUUUCAGGGUGAUGCAUCGCCAUUUAAUAUCAAAGAAGCACAUAAGAAAUGUGUGAAGACAAAGGCAUUAUACUCGGUCUUGGCUGUCCGCAAUACAACACCAGAAGAAGCUUCGGAAGCUGUUGAACGUGUCUUCCCUAAAUGCUAUGCAGAUCUAGAACCAAUUGGCAGGAGAAUACGAAGGAACUCUACCGAUCAACACAAAGCCUAUAUGGAAGGUCCAAUGUAUGGAUAUGAUGUUUAGUUAAAGGGUGAAUUAUUUUAAAGUGUUAUCGGAAUUCGAGGAAGAAAAUAUAUUUUAGUUUUAUUUAAACAA